Chanos chanos (milkfish) is the source of this 9586-nucleotide messenger RNA. RefSeq names its product family with sequence similarity 120 member C (gene fam120c). Lineage: Eukaryota; Metazoa; Chordata; Actinopteri; Gonorynchiformes; Chanidae. Gene Ontology annotation, cellular component: nucleus. The transcript has 16 exons. The record is from RefSeq and is a predicted model, not a curated record. Bases 881 to 4033 code for a protein of 1050 amino acids.
UCGCUUGAAAGUAUGUUCCGCUCCUCAUCAUGAAGUCGUGAGUGAGAUUGAGAGCGAGGGCGCUACAGUCGGGGUUUUGUUUUUGUUUUAUUUUAGUUGUUUUACUUUAUUUUUUCCUCAGUCACCCAUUUCAUCUCGCCUGACCCCAGUUUUCUCUUUGUUAGUUGACGCGUCAGCCACGCCGGCUAACCUGCUAAGUUAGCUAUCUAAGGUAGUUAGCUGGUUGCAGGGCUCGAACUGAUAGCUAGUUAACGGUAGUUUUAAACAAACUGCCAUUGAUCUCGAAUCGGUUCUCUGUUGCAGUUUGAAUAAAAUCUUUCUUAAAAAAUAUCAGCGACCCUUUUAUGUUGGGCAGCACAUGCGGGACUUAUACGUAGCUUUUUAAAUUUGUGGCUAGCUAGCUUGCUUGCAGGCGGCAUGUAGGAUUAUACUUUGUUAUAAGCGUUGUUGAAAUCAUUCUUCUGGAUUUCGCGCCGUCAACUCUCGUCUUUAUUCUGUACGUCAGGGUGAUGCUUUGCCAAAAGUCAACACUGUAUUUAAUCCAGCUUGUUGGUGUUUAGUUUAGAGAGCGUUGCUGGCAUACUACCAAAACACAUAGUCAAGAAUGGACACACACUGCACUCACAGAAUCGAAUUUACAACAUAGUCACAUCCCUUCUAAAGAAGUUAGCUGGCGGGUCUCGAAGAUCAAUAACGCAUCUGUUAGUCAACUAAUCAAUUACCUGACAAAACACGCUUUUGAAUCAACUGUUAAUAAGUUAGGCUAUACAACUAGUUGGGUUGGUUAGUAGUUUAAAGGGAGUAGGUAGACAUCACCAACCGAACAACACGUCAACAAGUCAGAUACAAACUUAAACAGCAUUUUAUCUUAAACUGUAUAAUGGGAGUUCAGGGGUUUCAGGAAUAUUUAGAGAAGCGAUGUCCUGGUGCUGCGGUUCCAGUAGACCUUCUCAAACUCGCCCGGACAGCCGGCCGACAAGCCCCACACCACCACCACCACCACCAUCCCCACCACCCAAGUUCCUUGCCUCCACCUCCACCACCUGCCCGCAUUCUUAUCGAUGCAGACUCUGGGCUUCAGCGGCUCUAUGGGGGCUACCAGACCGACUGGGUAUGUGGAGGCGAGUGGAACGCGAUGCUCGGUUAUCUCGCGGCUCUCUCGCAGGCCUGUUUGUACCAAGGAGGCCUGGAGCUCGUAGUUGUAUUCAACGGCACACUCGGAAAGGAUCGCUGGCCGGAGUGGGCGCGGCGGACGCAGGGGCAGCGCCAGACUGCACAGCUCAUCGUCAACCACGUCGGCAGCAAGGCCACGCCGCCUCCUCGGGCCUGGUUCCUGCCCCCCGCUUGCCUUAGCCAUUGUGUCCGCCUGGCCAUGUUCCGUUUUCGUGUGCGGGUGGUACAGACAUUGGAGGACCACCACCAGGAGGUGCUAUCCCUAUACAGAGAUUAUGGCUUUCAAGGCCUGAUUGCACAGGACUCAGAGUUUGCUCUAUGCAACGUCACAGCCUAUUUCAGCUCUCAUGCUCUCAAGCUCUCGUGGAAUGGCAAGAACCUAACUACCCACCAGUACCUACUGUCUGAGGCUGCUCGCCAGUUGGGCCUCAAGACCCACCACCUGCCCAUCUUUGCUGCCCUGCUUGGGAACCACAUUCUGCCAGAUGAGGACUUGGCUGCCUUUCACUGGAGUCUCUUGGGCCCAGAACACCCUCUUGCCUCUCUCAAGGUAAGGGCUCACCAGUUGGUGCUCCCUCCAUGUGAGGUGGUGAUAAAAGCUGUCUCAGAGUACGUGGCAUCCAUUAAAGACCUUGGCAAUCUGGAUGCUGUGGCCAGAGAUGUUUUCAAACAGUCUCAGUCAAGGACUGAAGAUAAAAUUGAGAGAUUCAAGAAGGCAGUGGAGUACUUCUCAGCAGCUAGCAAACCCAGACCUCUUUCUAUGGGACCUUCUCCAUACCUCUUUCCAGGCUUUGGCCCUGGUCAGUUUGGUGGCCCUCCAGGCCACAUGGGGGCGAUGCAUUCUGGAAAAUCUCAGUUUGGUCCAAACCAGGUGUCAGGUGUAAAGGUGCCUUAUCCCGGUGGGCCUUAUGGACCAGGUUCUGCCUCUGGUCCCGCCCUUCUGUUCCCGAACCCACCUCCACCUCUGCAGGACUGCAAUGAUUCACUAGUUGGGAAAAUGGGCUUUGCUGAUUGGUCUGCUCCAUAUGAUUCCUCGCAUGGUGGCAGCAGACAGCCCAAUCAUCACACAGCUCCUCCAUCAGGCACCUCCCCUUCCCCAUCAUCAUCUUCGGAUGGGGAGGAACAGAAUGACACCAGCACUAACCAUUUGACUGACAAAUGUCCCAGGUGGGAGGAUCCGUCUGGUCGUGGGGGCGGAGCAUCAGGAGAGGGACACCAUGGAAAUGGCAGCGGGUCGUCUAUCCCCUCUCUUCUUUCCAUGGCAACGCGGAGUCACAUGGACAUCACAACCCCACCUCUGCCUCAGGUCAGCGCGGAGGUACUGAGAGUGGCUGAGCACAGACACAGGAGAGGAUUAAUGUACCCACAGAUUUACCACAUUCUCACCAAGGGAGAGAUGAAGAUGCCAGUGUGUAUAGAGGACGAGUGUAAUCCGGACCUCCCCCCAGCGUCUCUGCUCUUCCGCUCUGCGCGGCAGUAUGCAUAUGGAGUGCUGUUCAGUUUGGCAGAGACGCAGAGACGGCUGGAGAGGCUUGCCAUGCGCAAACGCAGCCCACUUGAGGUGCCCCCGGUGAUUGUGAAGGAAUGGUGUGCCAGUAAAGCUAAAUCAGCCCUGACGCCAGAACUUGUUCCUGCGCUGUGUUUCCGAGAGUGGACCUGUCCGAACUUGCGGCGCCUUUGGCUUGGCCGCGCCUCAGAGGACCGCAGCCGCAGGACCCGGGCUUUCCUGGCGUGCAUGCGCUCCGACUGCCCGGCCUUGUUAAACCCAGCCAACGUGCCAUCCCACCUGCUUCUCAUGUGCUGUGUGCUCAGGUAUAUGAUGCAGUGGCCAGGUGGUCGUAUUCUUCAGCGCCAUGAACUGGACGCUUUCCUGGCCCAAGCCGUUUCCAACCAACUGUACGAGCCCGACCAGCUCCAGGAACUCAAGGUGGAGAAGGUGGACAGUCGUGGGGUGCAGCUGGCUGCUCUCUUUAUGAGUGGAGUGGACACAGCUCUGUUCGUUAAUGAUGUUUGUGGGCAGCCCCUGCCCUGGGACCACUGCUGCCCCUGGGGCUUUUUCGACGGCAAACUCUUCCAGAGCAAACUGGCCCGUGCCACCAGAGACAGAGCAGCCCUGCUGGACAUGUGCGAGGGGCAGGAAGAACUGGUGUCUCGGGUUGAGAAAAUGCGUCAGGCCAUCCUAGAGGGCAUCAACUUAUCUCGUCCCCCUCCUCCACCACCCCCACUACCGCCUCCUGCCUUUUUGCCCCCAGCCAUGGUGCCCCCUUUCUACCCCAUGCCCCCACUGUACCCUCCACGCCCACUGGGCUCCAUGCCUCCGCCUCAUCACCCUCACCAUCAACAUCAGCAUCGACCACGAGCUUUCCCAGGUAUUCAGUCCAUACCUCCACAGGGGGGGAAGUUGGAAAUUGCCGGUAUGGUGGUGGGUCAGUGGGCUGGGAACAGGCCAAAUCGCGGCAGAGGGGGAUUCAACAUGCAGGUGGUGUCAGUAGGUGGAGGAAAAGGAAGGGGUAAGGAAGUGAUAACAAAAGGAAAGGCAGGCAAGAAAGUGACCACCAACAAAACACAGACUCUGUCCUCAUCACCACCCUCUGAGAGUCCCCCAAAACUGAAUGAGGAUGCCAAGGAGACUGGGCGUCCCUCUGGAACCAAUGAGGGACCUGGGGGUGUGUCCCAACAGCUCAAUGGAAGCUCUUCAGGAAGCGCCACCAGUCAGCCUCUUGAUCUGCCACCACUGGCCCAGCCAAUCCCGUGUGCCUUAGCCAGCAGAGACAACCAAUCAGGAGAUAGGGUGGAGGUAGAGGCCCCUUGUUGCCUUGACGACUGCCCAUCAGAUGGUGCACUACAGAAAGAGGAGUGAUUAUAUCCCCUAAUGUAAUGAGAAUGAGUGAGUGAGAGAGAGAGAGAGAGAGAGAGAGAGAGAGAAGGAAUGAUCAACGUUAGACUGCCUUUUCCUCAAAAAAAGAUAUUUUAGGGCACAGUAGCCACUUUUUAUGUUGUAAGCGGUUUAAUUUGUGAAACUACACAUGCUGGGAACUACCAUUGGACAGAGUGGGUAGGAACGUGGUCUAUAUGCCAUCUGAGGUAUAGGUUUUGAUACAGCAGAGUAAUGUUUAAUCAAAUUUGAUUUGAAAUCAGAAAUAUGGAUUUCAGUAACAUUUGGUUACACAGUGCUCUCUCUCUCCAUCUUUCAGUUAUGGACCAUAUCCUUCCCACAGUCCCAUUAUUGUUGUAUUGUGACAAGCUCUCAUUUUUUUUCUUUUUUUUUCAUCAUUGUUUUCUCCCAGGACACCCAUAGAUUGCAUACAACAGUAAAUGCCCAAAGUGAAUUUGAAUAUUAACCCACUCUGGAAAAGAUGACAAUAUGAAGUUACCACAUUUGAAGUGCUUUAGUGUUAAACGGUACAGCAGUGGCCGUGACAAAUCACGCUACUGAUUAAACACAGCUCAAUGGGAGGGUAUUUUUCUAACAUUUUGCUGACCUACUCUAGUGGAAAAACCCCUUCUGAAGGAGUUGUUUAAGAUUGUGGCUUGUUUUAAUUUAUAUGCCACUUAGUGUGAACAUACAUGCCAAGGGAUUCUUUAAUAAUAAUUGCGUUAGUUUGAGAUUUGGGCCAUCGCGUGAACACAUUGCCACAGGCUCAGUCACAGAGACCAAGGCCUAGUCUGUGUUGUCCCUUGAAGGCUUGUCAUGAGUGAUUCUAUCUGAAGACUUGGUUGCUUGGAUACUGACAGGAUGCUGCUAGUGAUUUCAAACAAGCAGCAGACCAGAUGUUUGUCAACGUAUUGCUCAUGAAAAAGAGGGACCAGAAAGUUGGCACAGUCUGCUGCUUUACAGGCAGUAUCACAUAGUAUAGAGAAACGUGACGUUUGGAAAGGUGGCGAGCAGUUGAGUGAGGGAUGUGUAAGUAAUGAGGCGGAAUGAUGGGAGAAAAGAACUGAAUGGGUUACAGUGACCAUUUCCUAUGCCAGCCUUGCACAUUUCUGGAUUGUGAUGCGUUUGCUCUCAAGCAGGAGCUCUGCGAUGAGCGGUUUUGGGAAUCCCUUGGCAUCUGCUGCUGAGGAACCAACAUGUAGCACCAGUACAGCCCUGAAAGAUGUAUUUUUUCUUAAUAUAUAUAUAUAUAUGAAAGGUCAAAAAUAUUUGAAAGUAUGUUUUUAAGCACCUUAAAGCCCCAAAAGGUAGUUUAUGCAAUCUCUAAAGAAAAAAAUCCAAAUUGACAAAUAUUGCCCCUGUAAUUUGAUUGUAUGUCACCUUGCACUUCUUAUUUAUUAUUAUGAUUAGGACUUCAUAGAGUAAUUUGUCCGGUUUUCCCCACCAUUUGUUAUUACUGGUAAAAAAAAAAGUUGGUCUGAGGUACCAGCAGCCCUUAUCUUUGUGGACAGUGUGACUGUCUUGAAAUGCUUUUACAUUGCGUGUUGUGAAUCGGAAGUAGCCCAGUCGAAUGUGAACAGAGUGUGGCUUGCGUUGCACUUUGUUUUAAAAACACACACUGGAUCGUCCUCGAACCAGGAUAAAAAAAAAAGGCGAGGCCUGUGCAAAAGUCACGAGAAAAGAGAAAGAAACGUCGGAGAGCAUACCAUAAAACCGUUGGUCAUUCAAGCUUUUGUAUAUAAACCUAAAUGUACAUGAUCUCAGUACGCAGUAAUGUAGUGGAGUGAUUCUGUUGAUGGUAGAGAAUGCAUGUGACCCAACCCAACUGAAAAGCCCCUCUCUGGAAAAAAAACAAAACAAAAAAACUCAUCCCUCAUUUCUUUUCUUGGAUUUCUUACGCUUAUCUGAUGUCUCAAUGUGCACAAAAACUCGAAGGCUUGUUCCUGUCUGCUUUUUACCUAUGCCUUGUGCCUAAAAUGCCAGUAGAAUGUUAUUUUUUGUGUUUACCCACCAUAGUUAAACCAUUUUUAUUGUUUUGGUAGUAAGAGAUAUUUCAGACGUUUUCCAGGGAUAAAUUAUGACCUUUUGUCAUCAUCUGGUCAGUGAAGUUAGAUAAAAGUCCUGUAUUUGUGGCCUCUGUGGACCUCAGCUCAUGUGAAGUCAGUCUUGUCCUGUUUUUGUGACAGGAGCUCACAAAGCAUUUAAUGUUACUGAACAUGUUUCAGUAGAGGUCAACAGCAAAGCCAAACCUAGAACCAAGCGAUAAAUCCAUAUAAUUUCAGCCCACUUUUUGAGAAAAGGAUGAAUAAUGUUUUCCUUUAAAAAACUUGUUUAGUACUAAUUUUGGAUGAAAUGAAAGAACUUGAAGUCUGUCAAGGAAAAAAAUCACAUGCUAAAAUGCAGAAAUGUGGUCAGUUGCAGCAGCUGCCUUAGCAGAAUAAGACUGACCUUACAGAGAGAGAUUUGUAAGCAGUUUUGGCAGUUAGAUGCAUGUGUCCACACAAAAGAAUAUGAUUUUAAGCCCAGUUAAUAGAAAUGAAAAAGAAUCUUUGCACAAACUAUGGGAUAGGAAAUAAAAUAUCUCCUUGAAAGGCAAGUCAGUAAGAUGCACCUUAUUUUGUUACAUUACUAAAUUAUGACACUCUUUCUUGUGCCACAAAAUAUAUAUUGAAAGAUCUGUAAAUCAGAUGAUGAGAAAUCCUUAAUAUUUCAAUUUUCAUGUAUUUCAGAAUAUUUCUCCUACUGACAGAACCCCUUGUGUUUACUCUGACAGGACCAUUUUAAAUCCCUCUUUAAAAAAAACCCAACAAAAACAAAUAAAAAAAAUACAAAGAAAAAGAUUCAUCAGCAAGCUUUGACCAAGGGUGAUUGGUAAUCACAAUAGAGCUUGAGAGUGAAGUUAAAACUUACAGUGUUUUCUUAGAGUAAAAGUUUGUUUGUGAAAGUACUGAACAUACUUCACAAGAAUAUAUUAAAAAAUCAAGACUAAUCUAGACUGUAGCAUGACAGGCUGUGUACUUCAACUAACACAAUAUGCUAAAUGCAUAUGCUAAACAGCUUUGAAGUCUGAACUUUACGUUAUACAUUAUUUGUCACGAUGAUAAAAAUGUACAGAUGUGCAUGAGUAAGAGAGAGGGUGUUAUAAUCACCCCCCCCAGGCACGUGCCAGCACCUGCACUGGUUCUCUUUCUCGCACACACGCACACACUCUGACAUACACUUACACACUCUCACACACUCUUACACUCAAGCUCACACACAUCCAUGAAUUUUCAGUUGCUUCCCUCGUGAACUCUCAGUCUCGUUACCAUUCAUAAUGAAGUGACAGUGCUGUGGAACUAAAUUUGACCUUAUUGUUGCUAAGGAACAGCUGUUUGAUUUUGAAGGUAGCAUAAGUUAAUUCUGAAUUGGUACAGUGGCUAAACUAGUUCAGACAAGCUCCACAAAAACACACUUACAAACUCUCUUUAGCGUUCUGUUUUUAGAGAGAGAGUUUUAAAUGUCGUACACACUCAUAUACACCAGUGAAUUAUUGUCCGAAAUGAUGUCAUUUUCUAUCUUAGUUCAUUACUUUGAUGUUUAAUUAGUGAUAUUCAAUGUUUGGCAGCCAGUUUACCCUUAACUAUGCCCCAUCUAUCAUUGUUUUUCCAUUGGUUUAUCUCUUGCCUCCCAACAUAUCUUUUCAUCCACUCUUUACCACACUUUGUAGAGGGUUAAGACAAAAUGAAACAUACAGAUGUCUGCAUCUUAACAAGAUUGCUAAUUGUGUCACAGUUAGUAAUGUCAGUUCCUUUUUUGGCUUUGUAGCCCCUGUCAUGUUUAGCAUGGAACCCUCUUUUACUAUAGAUGUGUCUAUCUGUCAACACGAUCAAAACCCAAUAAGAACACACAUACAGAAUCGCAUGGUCUCUCAUAUGUUUGCUCAUUAUACUGAUUACAACACUUUGCUCUCCCAUUGUUAUUACAUUAGUCACGUAUAUUCUCACAACACCUGAAAAACACUCACACACGCACUCUUACCUGUAAGGGUAAUUUGCCAUAGUUGCUACACCCAUUAAGCAGCACCUUCUUAGUUACUGUUCUUCAGUUUUUAGUCCAUAAAUAGCGUCCAAUAGACCCUGUUCUUUCCUAUCUUUUAAAUGAUUUAUUCUGAUCUCCCCGUUUCCUUCAUCAAUGCCAUAGCUCCACCCCAUCCUACUAACAGUAAGGGUAAUAUUAAUCGUAAUACUCAGUCUUUAUGUAAUCUUAGCUACAAGUUGGAAAGAAGUGUUCAAAGUAAACAACAAAAGAAUCUAAUGUAACCGUAUUUGGUUUUGUUCAGUUGUGAAAUUGUUUUUUUUUUUCUUUCUACUUUUAAUGCUAUAAGAACAGCUACUCCUUUGAACGUUGCUGCAGUUAGUAUUAUGAUGCGCUUAGCAGAAUUAGGGUUUUUUUAUUUUCAACUGUAAUGAUUGCAAUUUUCCUUACCUCUACUGUACACAAUAUUGUUUCCGACCACUUCACCAUUAUGAUGUAAUAAUUGCCCAACAGGAAUAAUUCUGGUUUUGUUUCUUUAAGACAUCUAUCAAUUACCAGUUUUGAGCUUGCUCGUUCAAAAGUUGAUUUCUUCAAAAUGAUCAAUGCAUCCUUGCACAAAGCAAAAAAGAAAAAAAAAUAUCUGAAUGACUAAGAACCAAAGUACAUGUAUUUCCUAUCUGUUUCUGUUGACCCUAGAUUAGUUUCUGUACUUGAUUUUAUAUAUAUGGCACCCAUAUAUAUCUAUAUAUAUAGAAUAUAUAUUUGUAUGUUUUCAGUGAUCAUGAAAUGAAAAAGAUUAAAUGGGUCCAUAAUCAGAAACUGAAUGAAGGAAAUGUGAUGUUUACAUCUUUUUGGUGAAAAGUGGCCAAGUCCUGUAUUGUCCAGUUUCAUUGCUAAAACUAGAUUUUUUUUUCUCUCCCUCAAGUAGAGCCUUGGGCAGAGGUCUUGCUGAAUAUAAAUCCAAAAACCCCUCCCUGACUCCCGCAUAUGUAUAAUGUCCCCUUUGAAAAUGUAGCUACAUCUGUAUUCACAGAUAGAGUGAAGUGUGACUCCACUUACUAUAAACAUGCUCACACAUGGUAAUUGUUAAAAGGAGUUGUUGCCCGUGUAUUCCUGUAGAUCUGUGUCUGAAGCUAUGAUUUGAUUUUUUUUUUCUUCCUUUUUGGCUUCAGUUUUCCCCUGUAUUCUUGCUCUAAAACCCUUCACCACACAGGAGCAGAUCUCUGCUCUCGACCUGCAUUGUAACCCUGUUUGUGAGAACAGCAAUGUGUUGUGUAGAAUGGUCCACCAUUAUCCUGAUUUGGCAGGAUGAGUUUUCUCUUCGGUAUGUCUUUAUGGCUUUAUAGCAUGUCACCCCCCCCCCCCCCCCCCCCCCAAUAUCUUUAGGGCAUAUUUACAGCAGGACAUGUUAGUAGGCAACACAUUCUGUCUGUUCCUAGAAGAGUGAUUCAUUCGUUAAGACAAAAAGCCUUGAUACAUGUAUCAGAAUCUUCUGAGGAACUUGUGUAGUGAAGGGUAUUU